GACGCGGCAGAACCUGACGCGCCGGAUGGCAGAGGGGCGCAACGUGGGCAUCAUCCCGGGCGGCUUCGAGGACGCGACGCUCCACGUGCAGGGGCGCGAGCGCACCGCCAUGUCUGACCGGAAGGGCUUGAUCAAGUACGCGCUGCAGCACGGGUACGCCCUCACGCCCAUCUACACCUUUGGCGAGUCGGAGACGUACGCCACGUUCCCGUACCUGCUCAAGCCCCGCCUCUGGCUCAACCGGUUCGGCAUCCCCGCGGUCGCGUUCUUUGGCGCGCCGUGGAUGCCCCUCUUCCCGAGGCGAAACGUGCCGAUCGCGUCGUGCAUCGGGCCGCCGCUGCAGCUCCCAAAGCUCGAGAAGCCGACUCCAGAGGAGGUGAGCAAAUGGCACGCCGCUUACCUCGACGCGCUCCAGGCCCUCUUCGACAAGCACAAGGGCGAGUGCGGCAAGCCCGACGCCAAGCUGGAGAUCUGGUGAACUGCGCGGACGCGCCCGUGCGGCACGGCAGCAGCUCGCAGACCUAGUACUCUCCACCGCUCACCAAAGAGACACGAUCAUGCUACAGCUCGGUGCGGUCAGGCCAUGGGUCAGGCCGCCCCGUUGUGGGUGUGUGAUCGUUGCGUGGGUGUGUGAUCAUCACACAUCAGGUCAUCAGCCGGGGCACACGAUAAGUUUGUGGUACACAAGUUUGUGGUGUGUGCUCACACUGGUGACACUACUCUGAUGUAAAAUGUAAUCAAGAACGCGGAGGCGGGAGGGAGUC
Messenger RNA from Emiliania huxleyi CCMP1516, 764 nucleotides. RefSeq lists its product as hypothetical. The record is from RefSeq and is a predicted model, not a curated record. Bases 26 to 478 code for a protein of 150 amino acids. Gene Ontology annotation, molecular function: diacylglycerol O-acyltransferase activity. Lineage: Eukaryota; Haptophyta; Isochrysidales; Noelaerhabdaceae. The transcript is spliced from 5 exons. Gene Ontology annotation, cellular component: endoplasmic reticulum membrane. Gene Ontology annotation, biological process: triglyceride biosynthetic process.